Messenger RNA from Colletes gigas, 2390 nucleotides. RefSeq lists its product as uncharacterized. The record is from RefSeq and is a predicted model, not a curated record. NCBI's taxonomy places the organism in Eukaryota, Metazoa, Arthropoda, Insecta, Hymenoptera, Colletidae. The coding region runs from base 18 to 2390 and encodes 790 amino acids. The transcript is spliced from 14 exons.
UUACCAAUAAUACGAACAUGGCAAUCAACAAAAUUCUGUUAUUAAUAGUGUGCUAUGUAUUGCAGUUUGCGUGGUCGUCUCAAGUAUCUAUACCAGAACCACUCAGAGAAUGUUACAGAAACAAUGUUACGUUAAAUUCUCAACUUCCCUUGAAUUUACGUAUAAUAGUGGACAUUAUACAAAAGCUGGAGAAACAUUCGUACACGACAAUGGAUAUGAGAAUGUUGUCGUCGUCGUUGCUUCACAGAUUUAAAUUCGACGGUAUCGAAUAUCAGAAGAAUGUACAGGCUACGGAUAAAGUACUUCCAUUCAGUGGAACCGGACUGCAACGUAUUAAACAUCAGUUGAUAGAGGAACUGGUUCCAAACGGUACAGUGAAUUUACCAGUCCACGUGCUGACGAAAACUGAACGUUGUUUACUUCACCGGGCCAUUUCGAAUACAAUUAUACAAUAUGACGUUCAAAGUGAAAAUAACUCUUGCAGUCAAAUUACUCGAACUGAAAAACAAACGGGUAAAAUUAUGCUUACCGAUACGUGGAAUUGUUCAAGUCAACAUGGGAUAAUUUUAACACCGUUCGGCACUGUUGCUCCUGGACCGAUUAUAGGAGCCGUUGCUGCAACUCUUCAACGUCAAAAUGUUGCUAUAAAUCAAUUAAUCGCUAGUUUGGAAGCACCUUCUUCGGGGAUAAAUACUACAAAUGCACCACACUUAAAGUACAACGAUGAAGAAAUUGACUUUGUUCUCCCAAACAGUCAAAUGAUACAUGAACAAUCCAUGUGGUAUAGGACUUUGAUGGCUUCGUCUACAAAACUUGAUAACAUAUGGUUGACCACAAUUGCAGGUGAAUUAGCAGAAAUGGCAGUGAACCAAGGACCUCUUGUAGGUAAUAACAUGUCUAUCGGUGCAAACGGAUUUUGGGACAGUACAAUACGACCAACUAUUUAUUAUCUUCGAAGUUUCUAUAAAAAUUUUGAUGCAACUCGUGCUGAAUUGAUAGGAGGCAUCGAUGGUUUGAUUAUUGCAAGUAGUUUGCAGACUUGGGUUCAAGAUUUUUAUAGUCUUCGUCUUAGUCAAAUUUUGGACAUGUACUAUUCGAACGAAGGCGUUGCUUUCAACACAAAUGUUAUAGCUUGUAAUCGAGCACGAAAUUUCAUACAUGCUGUAUCGAGGACUAUUUUAAACGAACAGACUUACACAAUAGCUCAAAUGUUAGCAUAUCGCAAAAGCAUAGCAUACAUAUCGCCAGAAGCAUUGGAACGAAUGACUCAGUAUGCAACUGACAAAUUUUAUACAUACGCAGAAAAUCAUCUAUUUCCAGAGGUACCCUGCCAACAACCAAUUAAUCCACCUCGAAUAGAAGCAUUAAUUGCAUUUGAUGGUGCAUGGUCUAUAGAGUACACAACAAACUUUUUAGCCGUUUUAAUGCAAAACCUAGACGUAUCGAUGUAUGGGUCAAAAAUAGGAAUAAUACACGGUACUUCGGGAGAAUGGUUGUUAAAUGUUACUAACAGUCCAUCGCUUGCGUUCGAAGCAUUGAAUAAUUUCACAAAUACCUCGUGGCCUACGCAAUUAAAUUAUACUCAAGUUUUCGAAACAAUAUUUACGCAUUUGAAUAAAACUUGGGAAGAUAAUCAGAGGCACAACAUAAUUGGAAAUCUUGGUCAAGUGGUUGUACUAUUGAUUCCGUUAAGUUACAUAUCCAGCGACGAUAAACAAUCUAUAAUAACAUUAUUGAAACAAAUAAAACACAAUCAUCCAGAUGUUCAUUUUAUAUAUUGCACAUCACGAUACAAUAGUAAUUUCUUUAAAGAAUUUGUCUCGUCGAACGAAGAUCAUUUAAUAAGAAAUUUUAAUAUCGACAGUGUCACUCAGCAUUUGUUAAGAAUACCGCGAACAUUAAGACCUAUAAAAAUUACGGACUCAAAUUCACGCAAUUCCACGCCUAGCUACGAAGAUUAUAUAAGUCCCUCAAAGUCUAUCACGUAUAAAUUGCAUUCGUACUGGAAACAAAACAUGAAAAAAUCACCGAUCACGAUUCAUACCUUCGGUUACGGAACAAUGAAGGUAUGCACGUGGAUGGAAUACAAGACCAACGAAAGCCAAAACUAUCAUUGUAUUGAAUUAGCUGGUUACAAAGAAAUUACUUUAACCAAUCAAUCAAAGUGUAUCAACGAUUCACCUUGUCCUGAUACAUAUUUUCGAAUACAAAAUGUAACUUCUUCAUUCAAAUGCGCAGAAAUAGAUUGCAGAACACCGGAUCAAGUAAGAUUCAUCGUGAGGGCACAAAAUUUAUAUUACCAGAGUUCCGCUGAUAAAAGUGUAAUAUUGGUCUCGUUAAAUAUCUUGUUUUUAUUUAUAUAUUAUGUAUUCUUGAGAACUCCAUUAUAG